UCAGUUGGCCGAGUAAUAAUUUGUCAGUCUGACAGUCUUGGAACUAAAAUCAAGAAACAAAACCCUUCUGACAUAAGAGCAGGAAAAAAUUAUAUUUGUCCAGGCAAUUUCGAAAUUGUAAGUGCUUCUUGGCUAUAAGAAAUUCCGAAAGGGAUUCAAAUUGUUAUAUGGACCUGAGCAGGCUUGUGUAAUCCAAAAUUUUGCUAAUCCAUACCAGGUGCGCGGCCAUAAAGCAGCGACAAGUUUAAGCCAGCGUGAGGACCUGUCCUAAUUGUUUUCCUGCGUCCUGCAAGAGCGCCCAGGUAAAGCUCGUGGUCAGUUUCAGAAGCAAGCAAUUGCAGCUGUCAGAAAGAAUCGAACCAUCCGAUCAGUAACAACAUGGGCAAUGUCAUGGAUCGCAAGGUGUCCUGCGCGGAGGCAAGGAGCAUGACUCUACCCCCCGCCGCCCCUCCUGCCGCCUUGCAGGAGAAAAAGCUGAUCUUAAGGAAAGAAACUAAGCCCUCCGCGAACUUGUCAUUCCACCUGUUCACCUACAGGCAGCAAAUGGGCUGCAAGAAACACCAGCUUCUAAAGUGGGCCAGCUCGAAGCUCCUGCUUACCGAGGAGCUCUUGAAGCUGCAGUCAAAGCCAGGAAUGCCCUCUACAAGCUCCUGGACCAAUUUCGAUACCAUUCAGGUGUCGGAUGACGACGAAGAUGAGGAGAACCGGGAACCUGCCGUGGACGCCGAGUAUGUUUUGGAGCAGGAGCUGUGCCACCUAAAGAACUAUCGCUUGUCGCUCAGGGGCACCAUUCUGGAGAUGGCCCAGGAUAAGAUGAAAAAGCGCGAUAAAAAGAUGAAGAUAAAGCGUUUGAAACGCCGGACCCUAAUCUCCUCCAAAAAGCCCAGCAACAAGGAAAAGUACAAACAGUGGCAGAUGCCCAAUAAUGAACACCACCAUUCCCAGGAUAACCAGCCUAUGGAUGUCAUUGUCAUCGAUUAGUAGAUCUUAAGUCAAAUCCUAGUCCCCAAAGCUAAUUAAGUCGUUGUCCUCGUUGUAAUUGUAAAUUAAUUUAGCAUUUAGUUUGUUUUAGUUGGUAGAAUCAUCCAUUAAAAUAGUUUACACGAAAAAUUACAA
Messenger RNA from Drosophila bipectinata, 1116 nucleotides. NCBI's taxonomy places the organism in Eukaryota, Metazoa, Arthropoda, Insecta, Diptera, Drosophilidae. The record is from RefSeq and is a predicted model, not a curated record.